AUGGAUCAGUGCUGGUACCACGGCAACAUCACUCGCUCCAGAGCUGAAGACCUGCUCUCCAAAGUAGGCAAGGAUGGCAGCUUCCUUGUGCGGGCCAGUGAGUCAAUUGCUUCGGCGUAUGCACUCUGCGUGCUGUUUCGGAAUUGCGUGUAUACCUACCGAAUUCUGCCUGAUAAAGAGAAUAAGCUAAUUGUCCAGGCAUCAGAGGGUGUUCCCGUGAAGUAUUUUGAGAACUUGGAGGAACUGAUAGAAUUUUACAAGAAAGAGAACAUGGGUCUGGUAUGGCACCUCAAAUAUCCAGUGCCGCGAGAAGAGGAAGAAGCUCCAGAUGAGCCAGAGGAGGAUGCUGACCUGGUACCCACGCCUCCUAUCCUGCCCCCGCGCAAUAUCCUCAUGGCAUUACCAAGCAGCGAGACGAAGGAUGUGUCUUCUCUCCCUGAAAACUCCAGGGUGGCAGAUAUCAACAAACUGUCCCUUUCUGAGACACUACUCCAGCGACUGCAGUACCAGGACACAAGCAGUGUCUCUGAUGAGCAUCUUAAGCUCAUCCAGGAUUACCUGCGAGUUCACAUCAUCAGUGACUUUGAGAUGGUGCAGACUGGCUCAAGCAAUCUUCCCCAGCUGAAGAAACUGCUUACGCUUCUUUGCAAAGGACUCUUCAGUGAAGCCUCUCGGACUCUCCCUUCUCUGGAGUCCAUCCAGAAGGUGUUUGAGCAGCAGCUGCACCCCGGUAUCCAUCAGCGCUCACAAAUGCUUGGUGAAGCUAGUCCAGUCAAUAUUGUAUCGAAACUUAACCAGCUGAUCUCGCUGCUGUCUUCCAUUGAAGAAAAGGUGAAAACAUUGCUGAUUGAAGGUCCUGAUUCAACACACCGGCGCUCCCUUAUACCCCCUGUCACUUUUGAGGUGAAAGCUGAUUCUCUAGGAAUUUUCUCAAAAAUACAUCUCAAGGUUGAUGUGGAAAUGGGAAAACUAAUUAUCAAGAGAGCUAAGGAUGGUCCAGAAGACAAAUUCUAUACCCACAAGAAAAUCUUGCAGCUCAUCAAGUCCCAGAAGGUCCCUAACAAACUGGUCAUCGUGCUGGAAACAGAAAAAGAAAAAACACAGCGGAAGGAAUAUGUUUUUUCUGAUUCCAAGAAGAGAGAAGGAUUCUGUCAACUUCUGCAGCAAAUGAAGAAUAAACACUCCGAGCAACCAGAGCCUGAUAUGAUCACCAUCUUCAUUGGGACCUGGAAUAUGGGUGCUGCACCUCCCCCAAAGAAGAUCUCCUCCUGGUUUCUCUCCAAGGGGCAGGGGAAGACCCGUGAUGACACUGCUGACUACAUUCCUCAUGACAUCUAUGUGAUUGGCACACAGGAGGAUCCCCAAGGAGAGAAGGAAUGGCUGGAGACCCUGAGGCAAUCCCUGCAGGAAAUCACCAGCAUCAGCUUCAAAGUGAUAGCAAUCCAUACCCUCUGGAACAUCAGGAUUGUUGUACUGGCCAAGCCAGAACACGAGAACCGGAUCAGCCACAUCUGCACAGACAAUGUGAAGACAGGCAUCGCAAACACGCUGGGUAAUAAAGGAGCCGUGGGGGUGUCAUUCAUGUUUAAUGGAACCUCCUUUGGGUUUGUUAACAGCCAUUUGACUUCAGGGAGUGAAAAGAAACACAGACGCAACCAGAACUACACGAACAUCCUGCGCUUCCUGACACUGGGAGAUAAGAAACUGAGUCCGUUUAACAUCACUCAUCGCUUUACUCAUCUCUUCUGGCUGGGAGACUUGAACUACCGCGUGGAACAGCCCCCAACGGAAGCGGAGAAUAUUAUCCAGAAGAUCAGGCAGCAGCAGUAUCCGGAGCUGCUGGCUUUCGACCAGCUUCUCAUAGAGAGGAAAGACCACAAGGUGUUUCUGCAGUUUGAGGAAGAAGAGAUUACUUUUGCUCCAACCUACCGUUUUGAAAGAGGUACCCGGGAGAAGUAUGCUUACACCAAGCAAAAAGCUACAGGGAUGAAGUACAAUUUGCCGUCCUGGUGUGAUCGAGUGCUCUGGAAAUCAUACCCCAUGGUGCACGUUGUCUGUCAGUCCUAUGGCUGCACCACUGAUAUCAUGACAAGUGACCACAGUCCUGUGUUUGCCACCUUUGAAGUGGGAGUCACCUCGCAGUUUGUUUCAAAGAAUGACUCCAAGUACACAGACUCUCAAGGGGAGAUCGAGUUCCUGCACUGCUACGCUACUCUAAAGACCAAGUCCCAGACCAAGUUCUACAUUGAGUUUCACUCUAGCUGCUUAGAAGGUUUUGUAAAGAGCCAGGAAGGAGAAAAUGAGGAUGGAAACGAAGGGGAGCUUGUGGUAAAGUUCAUUGAUGCUCUUCCAAAGCUGACUCCAAUUAUCUCAGACCCUGAAUACCUACUGGAUCAACACAUCCUGAUCAGCAUUAAGUCAUCAGACAGUGAUGAAUCUUAUGGGGAAGGCUGCAUUGCCCUGCGAAUAGAAGCAACAGAAUCCUUAGUUCCUAUCCAUACUGUGCUGACACACCAUGGUGAGAAAACAGGGAUCUUCCAAGGUGAAAUCAAGUUGCAAACAUCGCAAGGAAAGCAGAGAGAGAAACUGUAUGAUUUUGUCAAGGUUGAACGUGAUGAAAUCACUGGGCAGAAACCAAAGAACAUCAGCAAUUUAGAGACUAACAAAGACUGGGAUCAGGCUAACAGAAAAUCAAAAUCUACUCAUCUGAUGGCCAAAGAGGCAGCAGCCAUUGCUCGCUACUGGGGGAGUGCUUCCUCUUCUCCAGACAACCCGGGAAAGGAGGAUAUGUUACGCUGCACUCCCACAGACAUCAGCAACCCCAACUACCUGGGGAUGGCUGCUUUCUCUCAGCAACCUUGUGCAGCAAGCCAGCUUAAGCAGAUACCUUCACCAGACCAGCUAUCUUCUCUCUGGAACUACGAGCAGAAUCCCAAAGAGAAUACCUCUGUAAUGGGACAGAGGGAGUCAUCCUCCACAUCACCCUCCUUGUCACCUCUGUCUCCAAAACCAUCCCUCCAGCCUACAGUAAACAGAAGCAUCUCUAGUAGGAGUCAAGAGCAUCUGCCGCCUGAACUGGGGAAGAACAUGGCAGAGCCUUUGUUUCAGGAGGAGGGACAGCAAAAACCAGAGAUGUUUGAGAACCCACUGUACGGCUGUAUGGGCUCUAAGGGCAAGGUGGCAUCAAAGAAAGAACAGGACUACCCCAAGGCCUCGCGAAAAGAGCAGGUGCCACUGCCCGAUCAGAGCUUUCUUCUCACAAAGCCCCAAGAGCCUGAGAGCAGCAAGACCUCCGGCAAACAACCAUCACCCCCGUUCCUGGUCCCCACACAGCGGUUUCGCUCCUAUACCUGCUCCAGCCAAUCUGAAGAAAAGAAUACAAGUGAAAAGACUCAAGGCAAAACGAAGAUGGCUGUGUCAUCAGAAAACUCAGCACCACUCAAAAAAUUAGUCAAACCUUCAAGGUCUGAAGUCAACUCAGCCACCCAGGGACAGUUCAACAAGCCACCCCUUCCCUCGAAGAGCCGGGCAGUGCUGGACAUGCAGAACUCCAAGGGCCGAGACUAUCGGGACAGCUCAGAGCUGCCACACUCUGGGAAGCAUCGGACAGAAGAGGGGCCAGUUGGCAGGACAACCACACCGGUGUGUUUCUUGUGGGAGAAAGAGAUGGGAGUUUUAUCAGACUGUGGUGUCACAGCAGAAAACUACAAGAGGUGUACUGGCUUAAUGUAUGCCCUCUCUAUUUCCUGA
Messenger RNA from Cygnus atratus (black swan), 3750 nucleotides. RefSeq names its product inositol polyphosphate-5-phosphatase D (gene INPP5D). NCBI's taxonomy places the organism in Eukaryota, Metazoa, Chordata, Aves, Anseriformes, Anatidae. Gene Ontology annotation, molecular function: phosphatase activity. Gene Ontology annotation, biological process: phosphatidylinositol dephosphorylation. The transcript has 27 exons. The record is from RefSeq and is a predicted model, not a curated record. The coding region runs from base 1 to 3750 and encodes 1249 amino acids.